Molecule: messenger RNA, 2946 nt
Organism: Leptonychotes weddellii (Weddell seal)
Lineage: Eukaryota; Metazoa; Chordata; Mammalia; Carnivora; Phocidae
Gene: SPEF1
Product: sperm flagellar and cilia associated 1
Biological process (GO): regulation of cytoskeleton organization
Cellular component (GO): axoneme
Molecular function (GO): microtubule binding
Source: RefSeq, a predicted model, not a curated record
AAACAAGAAGGUAGGGUGACACUUCCACACUUGGCCUUCCACACUCCCGGCACUCAGAUUUACCCUGUAGGCCUUGAAGACAGUGAAACUAAGGGAUAGCAAAAAGGAGUUGGGAUUCUCCUUACCGUCAUCCCCCAUCUCCAUCUGAGCUGUGGAGGAGGAAACAAGAAAGUCUUAAGGAAGCUCAGCCUACCCCCGCCACCGCCCCCCACCCCGCCUGCUCUGGAGUAAGGGGGGAGCAGUAGUCUUCUCCCUGUUCAACUCGGUCCCUCACCUCAAAUACCAACAAGGCAAAUCAUUUCCAUUUGUCUCCUCUUCUGCUGGAACUGAGGUCAUCUCAUUAAUGAUAGCACCAACUGAUGUUAAUAGGGCCCUUGCUGUGUGCCAAGUGCUGUGCUAAGCACUUUAGGUGCUCACAAAUCCCCUAUAAGGUAGGUAAAACCAUGAGAAAACAGGCACAAAGAGGUCCAGUAAUGUGCCCAAAGCCACAUUGCUAGUCUUUGGUGGAAGCAAACUUCUCUGGCUGACCCUAGAAGUGCCUCUUUACUGCUACUCUGUGUCCCUUCACUAAGGAAGGACCCAUAUCCCUAACCCUUCUACAAGGAGUGCUCUUUUGAAAUGGAACUGGCUACUGAAAUCCAUUUCUAACCCAUGGAAGAAUAGCUCUUUGGAGGGAGAUGAGGGGUUGUGGAAGUGUCUACAGGAGCUCUCCAAGCUUUUACUCCCAUACCCCCAGUCCCCAUACAAAUGCAGAUCUGUAAAUAUGCUUCCCAUUUUCCUCCCUACUACCCCAUUGGGACAAAUAGGCGAGAACCAUUCCCACUUCACAAAGGAGGAAAUAGGGUUAAGUAGUUAAAUAACCUGCCCAAGGCACUGGCCUUGAGCCCUAGUAUUCUCCCUGGGAAUCUGGGUGACAUACUAAAUGCCCUACCAGGACACUGCUGGGAAGGGCAGUAGCAGUGAGGGCCCUAAUAGCACAGAGCUCUGAGGAAGGACCUAGCAAGGUGGCACUGUCACACAGCCUAUCACACAAUCCAGGUGGGAAGCAGCUGAUGAUUAACAGUGGACGCCCAGAUAAAGCUGACAAACACUGGGAUGCUGCCUUCACUUGGGACUGAUCGCUAAAGGAUCCAGAAGGGGAAUCCCAGCCCUGGGGAGGCUGGUGCAGGGAUUCUGAGGGCCUGGUUGGCUUUGACAGGUUUCAGAGUGGGCCGGUGGCUAAUCAGGUGGCGUUGGGCGCAGAUACUGGGAAGACAAGGCCAUCUAAACGCCUUUUCAAAGCUGGGGCCUGAGAGUAAGUAGAGAGAGAAAACUACAACUCCCAGAAACCCCUGCUCCCCGCCCCGCCAAGGAUAGUUGCUAUGGUUUCAGAAAACAAUAUGGCUGCUCCCAGCUGGGAGGAGAGUCUCUGGAUGGGAGAGGCAGAGGCAGGUCUGGUCGCCCUCAGUGGCGAGAGAAGAGGCGCCUGAGGUUGGGGCUGGACGCUGCACGGCUGGAACGGCCUGGCCUUGCCGAGGGUGCCGAUGGCGGGCAGCGUGGACGAGGAGGCGCUGCACCAGCUCUACCUGUGGGUAGACAACAUCCCUCUGUCCCGACCCAAGCGAAAUCUCUCCAGGGACUUCAGUGACGGAGUCCUGGUUGCAGAAGUCAUCAAGUUUUACUUCCCCAAGAUGGUGGAGAUGCACAAUUAUGUCCCUGCCAACUCUCUCCAACAGAAGCUCAGCAAUUGGGGUCACCUAAACAGGAAGGUGCUGAACAAACUGAACUUCUCGGUACCGGAGGAUGUGAUGCGCAAGAUCGCGCAAUGCGCGCCGGGCGUGGUGGAGUUAGUGCUCAUUCCGCUGAGGCAGCGCCUGGAAGAGCGGCAGAGGCUCAGGAAGCAGCGCACCAGCUCCUUACAGGAGCUGGCUCCCCAGGAUGGCACUGGCUACAUGGAUGUGGGUUUGUCCCAGAAGGCCCGAGGGGAAGGUGCCCCAGACCCCCAGGGAGGGGGGCAGCUCAGGGGGGGCCGGCCGCCCGCGCCCCGGCCUCCGGGAUAUAGCCAGGCAGUGCAGGGCGACCCAAGCUUCGUCCUCCAGAUCGCUGAAAAAGAGCAGGAGCUGUUGGCCUCGCAGGAGACUGUGCAGGUCCUGCAGAUGAAGGUGAGGCGCUUGGAGCACUUGCUUCAGCUCAAGAACGUGCGCAUCGACGACCUCUCCCGGCGGCUCCAGCAGGCAGAGCGUAAGCAGCGGUGAGCGGCUGCCCGGGCCGCGCGGGGACGCCCCAGUACCCGCCAGAGCCCAGACACCGCGACCGAGGCACCCACCGACCUACUGACGGACGAUUGGGCGGGCAGAGCCAGCAGCUCCAAUGAGCCUCCUGGGGAGCCAGCGCGCCCUCCCUUGGGAUGAGGGCGAAUAUGGGGGCAGGGGCAGUGAGGCAGGCGCCUUCAGAGCAGAGCCCCUGGACUGAGCCACCUCCUUCCACUCCACCCGGGUCAGGAGAAUGGACCGCUUUCCAGAACCCAGAAGCCACGUGCAGAGACCUCGCAUGUUCCCCAAAGCAGUGCCCAACACCAGGGACUCCGCCUUGGUGCUCCCUGCCCUGGGCCUUGGGGGGCGGUGCCCCGGCUCGGUCCACACCCCUAGAAACAGGUCCCAGCCCAGCUCUGAGGACCGCGGCAUCUCCAUCCAGCCUAGUUCUCUGUGCUCUGGGCCGUGGGGAAAGCUGCCCCAGGCAGCUGAGGGUGACCCUUGCCUUUCCUGGGAGCUCAUCUGGGACCCAACUCGAGGAUGGAGAACACAGCAGCUGGAGAAGAAGGGGUGAGGAAUAGGUUCAGCCGGGAGUGGGGAAGACAUGGGCUGUGUCUGUCCCAAUCACCCUCCCCUCCUGUGGGGGGACCUUUGAGAAUGCUUGGGAGAUAUGGGAUCACACUGCCCCCAUUAAAGAAGUUGUGCUAUCUUUCCA